Molecule: messenger RNA, 1803 nt
Organism: Peronospora matthiolae
Lineage: Eukaryota; Oomycota; Peronosporomycetes; Peronosporales; Peronosporaceae
Source: the annotation of a GenBank genome assembly
AUGGGCAGGAAAAAGUCGCGGACGCCGCUUCUUUCUGAAGAUCUGGAGACCACGGCGUCGGAACGACUGCUCCCUGAACGAAGCUCAGACGUCGAAGCUCAUCGCCUGGAGCGGCACGAGAGUAUCUCAAUACGUCGCCAACGCAACAAGUCACGCAAGAUCUGGUGUGCCAUUAUUGCCUUAGUCUCGGGCAUUCUUGUGUUCAUUGCGGUUCUCGCCAUUCUGCGCGCUGUCGAGGACGCGAGCCACCUCGUGCCGACCAAGCGACUCGUGUUUCCGACCCAAUAUGAAGCCAGUGUAACGUUCAAGAUGCCGUAUAUGGACAUGGUCGAGCCCUUGUACGUCCACGUGGACGAGGCGAAAGGGCUGCAGAAGCUGAGCUACUAUGGCGGCACGGACGUGUACAUUUACAACACGAGUGGACACAGCUACCAGAUCUUCCCAGUCAUUCGCCAACGCACGUGCUUCAAGUCUGGACCCGAGUCACUCCAGCACAUUUUCCCCAACAUGGACCGCUUUGAGCCCCAGCACGGCGUUUUACUCGUUGAAGGGCGGCCGUGCCUUAGCUGGAAGUUUACGACAAAGCUGCAUGAACCGACAUCGGAUGGGUUGCUGGGAGAGUAUACGCUAUAUGUCGACCAAAAGACUGAGCGACCUGUGCGAUUCCAUUACGUUGGGCGCAACGGUAUGCUGGGUGGCAGCCAUAUUGACGAGUACAGCUUGGACUAUGUCUACGUUCGCGAAGGACCGGUGGAUGAGGACGUAUUUGCGUCGCUACCGGCAUCAAUGAAUUGCACGGAGAUGCCAGGGGACGAUGGAAGUCUUGCCCGUAACCCGAAGCAAGAUAUCUCUAUGCUUAUGCCGGAAGGCACGUCCACGAAGAAAGAGGUUUUUGACAACUACUCGGCGAUGCAUGGCAAGACAUACAACAACACGGCUGAGGCUGUUCAGCGCUUAGCGACAUUCCAUCACAACCUGCGCUUCAUCAAUGCAGAGAACCGCAAGGGGCUGCCGUACCAUUUACGCGUAAACCAUUUUGCGGACCUCACACACGAAGAGCGACAGAAACUCCACCGACCGUCGCGCGUCAAGCGUGCAAAGAACAACGGAGCUUUGAGUAUGCACAAAAUCUUGAGCCUCGAAGAUCCGGGAGACAUUGACUGGCGAGAGAAGGGAGCUGUCACACCCGUGAAGGACCAAGGCGCCUGUGGAUCUUGCUGGACGUUUGGAACGACCGGGGCAUUGGAGGGGGCGUUGUUCGCUCAGCAGAAGAAGCUGUUUAAUAUGUCGCAGCAGAACUUGCUGGACUGUUCGUGGGACUUUGGCAACCACGCGUGCGACGGAGGGCUGGAUUACCAGGCGUACGAAUGGAUCAUGGCAAACGGCGGGCUUGAAACUACUGCGACAUAUGGAUCAUAUCGCAACGCGCCCGACUACUGUCACUUCAACGCAAGUAACGCUAUCGGGCGGAUGAAAGGCUUCGUGAACGUAACGAGUGUGGAAGCGCUGAAUGACGCACUAGCUACUAUCGGCCCGCUAUCCGUGUCGAUUGACGCAGCACUGCCGUCCUUUUACUUCUACGGCGGCGGAUUUUACGACAACGUGGAGUGCAGGAGCGACUUGGACAGCCUCGACCACUCGGUGCUUGCUGUGGGUGUGACCACGCACAAUGGACAGAAGUACACGUUGAUCAAGAACUCGUGGAGCAGACACUGGGGCGAAGACGGCUACAUCAAGAUUACGCAAAAGGACGAUCUCUGUGGUGUUGCUGCGGCCGCUACGUAUCCCGUGCUUGCCGACUAA